AUGGGAAAUUGUCAGGCGGUUUACGCGGCGGCGCUGGUUCUACAGCAUCCCGGCGGAAAGAUCGACAGGUACUAUAGCUCUGUUUCAGUCAGAGAGAUCAUGGGCAUGUAUCCCGGCCACUACGUCUCUCUCAUCAUUCCUUUGACGGAGGAGGAAGAGAAGAAUAUUCCGGCGAAGGUGAAGAGCGACAAGAAAGAGAGGAAGGCUGUGAGGUUUACACGUGUCGAGCUUCUCCGACCGACGGAGAAUCUCGUUCUCGGUCACGCUUACCGGCUCAUUACUUCACAAGGUUUCGCCAUUUGUUUGUCGUCUGUUUAUUGUUUUCAUUGUCUGAUUGAUUUAAUGAUUAAAAUGCUUACUAUAAAUGCUACAGAAGUGAUGAAGGUCUUACGGGAAAAGAAAAGCGCAAAGACGAAGAAGCACCACACUGAGACGACGACGACGGUGAAAAAGUUAUCGGAGAAGAAAGCUCUGGUAACUGUGAUGGAUCUUGAAGACAUGGAUAUGGCUUAA
Messenger RNA from Microthlaspi erraticum, 513 nucleotides. Lineage: Eukaryota; Viridiplantae; Streptophyta; Magnoliopsida; Brassicales; Brassicaceae. The record is from the annotation of a GenBank genome assembly.